AAUCAAAGUAAAUCAUUUGUGAUAGUGCCGUCGAACGGGAAAAAUACCAACUCCGUUCCAGUGUGCGUAUAUACCUGUCGUCUACCUCGUGUAAAUACUGCACACCUACGUUUUACACUUCAGUAUUAUCCGCCACACAACCAUGAGCCAACAAAAGGCUAUUGCCAUUCUGUUAUUGAAUGUGUUUUUAACAUCAUUCGUCUGUGCCCAAUAUGGAAGCCCUGCUGGAAAUGGCAACCCUGGAUACGGUGGUACAGGUACCGGUGUACCAUCAGGAGAUUAUGGACACAAAGAACAAAAUCCCAUCGGAGGAGCCGGUGGAUCAGACGGAAAUUCAGAACCCGAACCAUUCAACUUUGCUUACCAAGUGAAAGAUGCACCCACCAAUACAGACUUCAAGCACGAAGCCAACAGUGACGGCAAACGAGUGACUGGAGCGUACAGCGUACUUCUUCCAGACGGUCGUAACCAAGUAGUGACAUACGUAGCUGACGAAAACGGUUACAACGCCAAGAUCAACUAUGAAGGAGAAGCAAAACCACAACCAGGUCAACCAGGCAGCCAAGGAGGUUAUCCAUCAGCAUCUGGUUUCCCUUCUGCUGCUCCUAAUUAUCCUUCUGCUGCCCCUGGAUAUCCUUCUACUGCCUCUGGAUAUCCUUCUGCUGCCCCUGGAUAUCCUUCUGCUGCCCCUGGAUAUCCUUCUGCCGCACCUGGAUAUCCUUCUGCUGCUCCUGGAUAUCCUUCUGCUGCUCCUGGAUAUCCUUCUGCAGCUGCUCAAGGUUAUCCUUCUUCAGCUCCAGGUGGUUACCCAUCGUCAGCCUCGAGUUACCCUUCAUCGGCAUCGAGUUACCCAUCGUCUGCCCCGAGUUACCAGUCCGGUGUUAAGGGAUCUUACGCCGCACCUCAACCCAAAAACGGAGGAUAUUAAU
This is a messenger RNA of Diuraphis noxia (Russian wheat aphid), 929 nucleotides long. RefSeq lists its product as uncharacterized. The record is from RefSeq and is a predicted model, not a curated record. NCBI's taxonomy places the organism in Eukaryota, Metazoa, Arthropoda, Insecta, Hemiptera, Aphididae. Gene Ontology annotation, cellular component: extracellular matrix.